AUGCCCUUUGGUGAUUUCGUCUUGGACAUCAACGCUAUGACGCCCGUGGUGCUUAUCAGCGGAGGAGUUGGAUUGACGCCCAUGAUGGCAAUGCUGAAGAAGAUAACUGAGGAGGGCAAGUCGAGGAGGGUGGUAUUCAUCCAUGCUGCACGCAACGCACGUGUCCAUGCUAUGAAAGACACCCUCAUCGAGAUUGUGAGGGACAACCCCCAAGUCACCCGUCUUGUUUACUAUGAGCGAGUUGAAGAAGGCGAUACACCGGGGCUUGACUAUGAUCACGAGGGGCGCGUGGACCUCACGGAGGUCAAGGACAAGGUGAUUCUGCCUGGAGCGGAUUACUAUAUCUGCGGACCGUCGCCGUUUAUGAAUGCUCAGAGCAAGGCACUUCGGGAUCUGGGUGUUGACGAGAAACACAUUCGCAUGGAGGUUUUCGGGUCGCCAUCUUUCUGA
Fusarium falciforme is the source of this 450-nucleotide messenger RNA. Its product is annotated as Nitric oxide dioxygenase. NCBI's taxonomy places the organism in Eukaryota, Fungi, Ascomycota, Sordariomycetes, Hypocreales, Nectriaceae. The transcript has a single exon. The record is from RefSeq and is a predicted model, not a curated record. Gene Ontology annotation, molecular function: nitric oxide dioxygenase [NAD(P)H] activity; FAD binding. Gene Ontology annotation, biological process: nitric oxide catabolic process; cellular response to nitrosative stress. Gene Ontology annotation, cellular component: intracellular anatomical structure. The coding region runs from base 1 to 450 and encodes 149 amino acids.